AUGGCUACGGCAAACAAUAAAAGAAAAUGUUUUACAUGUGAUAGAGAAAACAAUAUUUAUACUUGUGAAGGAUGUUCAAAAAGAUUUUGUUAUAUGGAUUUAGCAGAACAUCAACAAAGAUUGAAUGAUGAACUAAAUCAUAUUAGUCAUGGUUAUAAUGAAUUUAAACAAAGAAUAAAUGAACACAAACAAAAUCCACAAAAUGAUGCAUUAAUAAAACAAAUUGAUCAAUGGGAAAUAAAUUCAAUUGAAACAAUUCAACAAAAAGCACAAAAUUUUAGAAAAAUUGUUCUUAAAUCUUCACAAACAUUUAUUAAUGAUAUUGAAAAUAAAUUUAAUGAUUUAAAUAAACAAAUACAGCAACUUCAGAAAGCAAAUGAUUUCAAUGAAAUUAAUUUAAACUAUUUAAAAAAUCAAUUAACAGAAAUUACACAUGAAUUAAAUCAUCCCGUAAAUAUAUCUAUUCAACAAAACUCACAAUCAUUUAUUAGUGAUAUUUCAAUUAUUUCAUCUAAAAAAUCAAAAUUCAAUAAAUGGAAGCAAAAUGGCAUCACCGUAGCUGGUGGAAAUAAAGAAGGACAAAAAUUAAAUCAACUCAAUGGUCCUGUUGGAAUGUUUAUUGAUAAAAACAAAAAUAUUUUCAUUGCUGAUCGUGAAAAUAAUCGUAUUGUUGAAUGGAAAUGUAAUGCAAAACAAGGACAGAUCAUUGCAGGUGGAAAUAAGAAAGGAGAUCGAUUUGAUCAAUUGAAUUGUCCAACAGAUGUGAUUAUUGAUCAACAAACUUAUUCGAUUAUCAUUGCUGAUAAUGGAAACAGCCGAGUGAUUCAAUGGUUCAAUCAAAAGCAACAAAUUCUCAUUGACGAUAUUGACUGUUAUGGUUUGGCAAUCGAUAAACAUGGAUAUCUUUAUAUUUCUGAUUGGAAGAAGAGUGAAGUGAGACGAUGGAAAAUAGGAGAUUAUGACAAUGAAGGAAUUAUAGUGGCAGGUGGAAAUGGACAAGGACAUAAACUCGAUCAAUUCAAUUGUCCGACUUUUAUCUUUGUUGAUGAAGAUCAAUCUGUUUAUGUAUCGGAUAGAUACAAUAAUCGUGUAAUGAAAUGGAGAAAAGGUGCAAAAGAAGGAGCAAUUGUAGCUGGAGGAAAUGGUGAAGGAAGAAAUCUCAAUCACUUGUCUUUACCUGAAGGAAUAGUUGUUGAUGAUUUGGGUCAAAUUUAUGUGGCUGAUCUUGGGAAUGAUCGAAUAAUGCGGUGGUGUGAAGGGAAAGAAGAAGGUGAAGUUGUUGUUAGUGGAAAUGGUGAAGAAAAUCAGUUGGAUGGUCCUGUGGGCUUAUUUUUUGAUGACGGAGGAAAUCUUUAUGUUACUGAUCAUUUUAAUCAUCGGAUUGUAAAAUUUGAAGUAGUUUUGUAA
Molecule: messenger RNA, 1407 nt
Organism: Adineta steineri
Lineage: Eukaryota; Metazoa; Rotifera; Eurotatoria; Adinetida; Adinetidae
Source: the annotation of a GenBank genome assembly